UUAAGCUUUCCACCAUAAGCUCUAGAUAAUGCAAUUAAGAUAAGUAUUAUUUUUUAAUCCUUUUUGUACAAGUUAUGUUGUGAAAAUGACAUUCUGGAGUCAUUGCAGAUUCCAAGGUGAUCAUCCAACUAUUAUUUUUAUGAUAUUUGAUAUCUGUGAUAAACCUAGGCAUGAGUUUAUAAAAUGGUUACAAGAUCAAAAGUUAAUUGCUUCCCAUUAUGAGUGUGUUAAUUGUAAGAAGCCUAUGGCUUUAACUGAAGAUAAAACCACAAGUGAUAGGCUUGUGUGGAAAUGUUCUACAAUGGAGGGAUCAGCAAGGCAUACUGUGAAACGCUCAAUCAGGAGAGGUUCAUGGUUUGAGCAUUCUAGCUUUUCUCUUCAAGAUGUUCUCCUAUUGACUUACUAUUGGUAUAGAGAAUACCCUCACAGAACAGUGCAAUAUGAACUUCAAACUAGUUCUGCUCGUAUAAUCCUGGAUUGGUAUAAUUUCUGUAAAGGUGCUUGUGUUGAUAUCCUCUUAAGCCGCAGCACUCCGAUUGGUGGACAUGGGAUUAAGAUUGAGCUGUAUGAAAGUAAGUUUUGGAAACGAAACCAUGGGGAAGAUAACAGGGUUGUAAACCAAUGGAUUUUUUGUGGACUGGAAAAAGACACGACUAGUUGUUUCUUAGUGACUGUAAGUGACAGAUCUCCCAAAACCAUCGUGAAGAUACUGAAACAGUACGUCCUGCCAGGUUCGAUUAUUUACAGUGACAUUUGGAAGGACGGUACCAUUGAGCAGGAUGUACACCAACACAUUUCUGUGCAUCAUGACAUCACUUUCAGGGACAUGGAAAAUGGAGGUGUGGGCAACACAACUGAAGGCAUAUGGACCAUGAUCAAACGGCAAUUCCCUGCAGCCAGAAGGAGUAAAGCUUUGUUUGACGGAUUCAUCGGGGAAUUCAUGUAUAGAAGGAUACUGAAUGAAGCUCAGGAUGGGUAUCUUCAGUUGUUAAAUGAUAUCACCCGAGUCUACAAACCAGCAACAAGUGGUUAAUUCAGCUCCGAAACAUAAGCAGAAUCCUCGUGUUAAUAAGAUGUACACAGAAUAAUAAAAACCUCAAGAUCUAAAAUGGAACCGUACUGUAAUUGGUAUUGUAUAUAUGACUAUAAUAAGCUUAAGAUUUGGUUUGCGUUUACUACUAAAAUAACACGAACAAAUUGGUCCAGAAUCCUUGUAAACAAUGUAUUGUAAUGUGUUAAAAGUACCAUGUUAAAGUUGAUUUUCGUGUAAAGAGUAGGCAAUAGCGUUUUUGACUCAUGAAGUGCAAUUGUUUCUGUAAUGUAAAAUAUCAUUAAUCAAGGCUGUAUUCAUUGUAAUUAGUUUGAAGUAGGCCAAUACAAAACUGUAAUAGGCUACAGGGUGUUUUUAAAAGAAUGCCGGGAUCUCAAACGGUCGUUGCUCAGGGACUAUUCAAGAUAAUUAAACAAUUUAAACGUCAAAUUGAAGGGAAAAAAAUAAAGUUUUUUUCUCAUUCUUUCAUACAAUUUGGAAUGAUUUAAUAACAUUCAGAUUUUCAUCAAUCUUAUAAGAGUGUAAACCUGGCAAAGUCUGUACACUUAGGGCAAUCGGCAUGUUGAUCUGAUGUCUUAACUGAAUCUUCUUCGGCACAAAGACUCUAUAUUUUAUAGAUAACAAAAUAAAGUGACCAAUUUAGGCUUUUUAAACUGAAGACUUCGUCGGAAAAUCGAUUUUAUCGGGCUUAUGAUGCAGAAAUGUCGGAUUCCUUUGACUAUGUUAUCGUUUGUUUUUAGACGGCCGGGUGAAUGUCUUUUCAAAACACCUCGGUGCCACGAAACUCAUUAAACCAGCUUCAAGUUUCUUUAUCAUCAAGUAGAUUUAAAUUUAGUUUUAUUUUGCAAUGGAUAUAACCUCUACGAACUACAGAUUACAAUCUGUGCCUUAUGUUGCGACGUAAACGUCGUACUGACGACUGGCGUCAGGCAUAUGAGUCACAAUAGCGGCCUAUCACGCCGAAACUGUUUUACGCAUAUUAAGGUCAAAGCUUCCUCCCUUACUGCACGGGAAACAAAACUUAGUUAUUUUAGCUUCAAUUUGACGUAUAAAACGUUUAGUUACCUUGAAUAGUAUCCAAGCAAUUACCAUUUAAAAUCCCAGCAUUCUUUUAAAAACACCCUGUAUUACAAACUCAUCUAAAGAGUAUAAAGACAGGUUCCUUAAAUAUUCCGUUAGACAUUUAAAAAAAAUAUUGGGUUUUUCUUUUUUAAAUUUUUUAAGGAAUGAAUUUCAUAAUGCAUUCCUGCAUUGUGAGUCUUUUUUCAAGAACCCUAAUUUAGAAUAAGAAUAAGAAUAAGAAUCAUUUAUUCCAUUGAUCUUUUUACAAAGAAAUAGGACACGUCAUAUACCGGUACAUUACAAAAUAAUCAUCUAAAUACAAUCAAGCUUCUGAUACAUCCAAAUAUUAUAAAAAGUACAAUUAAUCAGGUAUAAUAGCUUAUUUUAAUUAAAAUUUACAUCAAAAUUACACUUGAUAAAGUCACUUAUGCUGUAGAAAGGAUUUUGAAUUAGCCAAUUAUAAAUUCUAUUUUUGAAAAUAUUGUAAUCAACAAAUUUUGCACUGUCAGGUAGUUUAUUAAAAAAGCGAAUUGAGUUAAUUUUGAAAGAGUCACCCGUUUUAGCCAGUCUAUGAGGUUUCAUGCUGAGCUUGCCUUCACCCCUAGUGUUGUACUCAUGUAUGAUUUCCAAUUACAUCCUUUUUCUUAUGUGUAGGCCUAUUGUUUAUAUAAUUAGCCUAUUUACUUUAAUUGGCAGAUUGCAAUUUUUGUUAUUGUAAAACAAAACCGUCAAGAACAUUUAACCAUUAAUAGUGAGGUUUUUUAAAUUUUUAAAGUGUUAUUUUGCUGAAUCAUCGUUGUUUAUUUUUAACAUAGGCUCUGAUCAAUUGCUUCUGUACUGUCAAAAUUUGGUAUGAAACAUUAACGUAUUGUGGAACAUUAGAUAUUGAUGAUAAACCUACAGCAUAAUAUUUUACCAAGUAAAAUUAAAUUUCAAGUCUAAAUGUGAAGAUAGGUUAUUGCAAAUUAGGCUCCAAGUUAAAGUAGCUUACAGUAUUAGUUUUAGCAAAGUUAUAAAUUAGAGAAAUUGUAUAACCUCAAUUUAUCUGUUAGAACUCUUUUGUUGGGUUUACCAUUAUUUUAUUUUAUUAACAUUUAAUCUUAUUUUUAUAGGUAUGUAAAAGCUCCAUACAUUUUAAAUCUGUUUUGCUAUGUUUUGUUUAGGAAGUAUUAUUAGAUGUUGAUUUUGUUUUGUGAUUUCACUUAUUUUUUCAAUUAUAUAUAACUCGUUGUAUUCUAUAUCUCUGUUAAAAAAAAUAUAAAAAUGUAAACCUAAACCUAUCAACUAAUUUUAUGUUUGAUACAUUGGCUGUUUAAAUUUAUUUUUUAAAACAUCUCUUCCAGUAGGCAGUUUGUUUGUCAGCGCUAAUACAAACUAGCUUACAAGUAAAAUAAGACUAAUAUUGUCUACGUUGGCGAAAACUAUCAAAAGUGUAAACUAAAAGUUUCUUGAGCAAAUGCAACAAGUUGGUUUAGUGCUUUCCUCCUUGAUGCCAGAGGAACUGGUCAACAACCGGAGUUGUAUUUUGCUCACUAACAAGCUCAAAUUUUUACUCCCUCUAAGUUAUUGCUUGUUUAAAUGACGUUUACAGAAAUGUAAUUCUUUUCAGUGAAAUUGGCCAUCUUUCAUAGGAAAUAGAAUAAACAUACUCCCUUUUAAGAUACCGGGUUUCAAAAAGUCUGGACACCUCUUAAAAUCUUUUUCCUACAGUCAGCCGACAAAGUUGGCUUCCUUGUACUGUAUAUAGUACAGAAAGCUGCUAAUUGCUGCAUAUUUAUACUUUGCCGUACGGUUUAUACUUUGUCGUACGGUUUAUACUUUGCCGCACAUCAGGAUUCCAACGAAACAACACAAAACAGCGUGGUUCUAUUAUGCACGUAAUCCGUGUACGCUUGGAAAUAGGUUGGCAACACUUAAAGAUAAUAAUACUAUGAGCAGCUGAUUGACUAUUAUAACUAAGAUUAACCUGUCGUUUCGUGUUUAUAGUUUCGGUAUUUCUGAACUUUCUGGACUUUUCUUUUAAACGUUUUUAAAACAUUCCUACGAUCUUAAUAAACAAGAAAAUACCUUUAAAGCAUUUUUUUUUAGGCGCGGAAACCACUUCAAAUUACAAAAACAUACGGAACUAUAUUCUCAAAACGCGGAGCACAUUUCUUGCCGAGGAAAAAUAGCGGAGUGAUAUGGACCGCGGGUACUACUUUCUCUAGGGCACCAUUUGUGUUGCCAGCUGAACCUAAAAACGUGUUGUAUAGUGUUUGAAAGACUAAUUAUUUAUAUGCUUUAUAGCCCCAAAGCAGAAUGGUUCCUACGUGUCUGCAACGGCCUGUGAAAACCUCAAAAUGUGUCCGCAAGCGCUAAAACUAAAAAGCUAAAUAAUGACUUAUAUACCGGUAUAUAUAUAUAUAUAUAUUCACUCUUUAGGGCUACUAGUAAUAUAGUUAAAUAAAAUAAGUAAAUUUCAAUAACUUGUAUAGCCUACU
Messenger RNA from Macrosteles quadrilineatus (aster leafhopper), 4593 nucleotides. RefSeq lists its product as uncharacterized. The transcript has 2 exons. NCBI's taxonomy places the organism in Eukaryota, Metazoa, Arthropoda, Insecta, Hemiptera, Cicadellidae. The record is from RefSeq and is a predicted model, not a curated record. Bases 86 to 1033 code for a protein of 315 amino acids.